CAGGGCUCUACAGAGGCGGCGGUGAACUGGUGUUGCAGUGGUACUCUGUGGAAGGCCGUCUUGGCUCACUUGUAAAGUUUCAGCGUCUCCUAAACUGGAGGAGGUUGUUUAAUGAAAAGUGCCAUAGACUGAAAAACGAAACAUGAGGGUAGCAGGUGCUGCGAAGUUGAUGGUAGCUGUGGCAGUAUUUUUACUGACAUUUUAUGUUAUUUCUCAAGUAUUUGAAAUAAAAAUGGAUGCAAGUUUAGGAAAUCUAUUUGCAAGGUCAGCAUUGGACACAGCUGCACGUUCUACAAAACCUCCCAGAUAUAAAUGUGGAAUCUCAAAAGCUUGCCCUGAGAAGCAUUUUGCUUUUAAAAUGGCAAGCGGAGCAGCCAAUGUGGUGGGACCCAAAAUCUGUCUGGAAGACAAUGUUUUAAUGAGCGGUGUUAAGAAUAAUGUUGGAAGAGGGAUCAAUGUUGCCCUGGUAAAUGGAAAAACAGGAGAAUUAUUAGACACCAAAUAUUUUGACAUGUGGGGAGGAGAUGUGGCCCCAUUUAUUGAGUUUCUGAAGUCCAUACAAGAUGGAACAAUAGUCUUAAUGGGAACGUACGAUGAUGGAGCAACCAAACUCAAUGACGAAGCACGGCGGCUCAUUGCUGAAUUGGGAAGUACAUCUAUUACUAAUCUUGGUUUUAGAGACAACUGGGUCUUCUGUGGUGGGAAAGGCAUCAAGACCAAAAGCCCCUUUGAACAGCACAUAAAGAACAAUAAGGACACAAACAAAUAUGAAGGAUGGCCCGAAGUUGUCGAAAUGGAAGGCUGCAUCCCCCAGAAGCAAGACUAAUGCAGAGGAAACUGAAGGAAACGCACUUUGCCCGUUAAUGGCCGAGCUGUGACCGAGGAGCUAUGUGUAAAUACUGCGGGAGCAUGCAGCCGUCUCGGCGUGUGCAUGAGCAUUUAUCUCUUUGGAUAUCGGGAUUAUUUAUUGCUAACGUAAAUAACGCCUCUGUAAAUAGUCAUCGUAAUGAGCAAAUCACUGAACCAUUUCGAAGCACAUUUCUCUGAUAGUAGUACGGUGUUAGACUGCUACAGUAGGGACAUCUUUUAAUUCUAAAAGCAUACCCAGUGGAUAACUGAACAGAUUGUAAAAAAUAUAUUGGUAUAUAUACUGGUUGCUGUGAAAACCUAUUAUGGAAUAAUAUGGAUUUUAGGGAGGAGACUUUGUUUUCUUUGUGUGUGUGUGUGUGUGUGUGUGUGUGUGUAUUGUACACACAC
Molecule: messenger RNA, 1257 nt
Organism: Enhydra lutris kenyoni (northern sea otter)
Lineage: Eukaryota; Metazoa; Chordata; Mammalia; Carnivora; Mustelidae
Gene: FAM3C
Product: family with sequence similarity 3 member C
Exons: 10
Coding region: 143-826 (227 amino acids)
Source: RefSeq, a predicted model, not a curated record